CACGUGGACAACCGACCGCCUAGAAUUUAAUCAACAUUUCAUGCUAUCUUCACAGGGUUCUGACCUCACAAAGAUUGAAACAUGCUUUAACUUUGAACUGUUUUAGCCAAAUAGUCUAACCAGUGAAACGAAUAAGAUGAUGAUGAUGAUGAUGGAGUCCAUGGCAGUAGCACGUUUCUCUGCUUCAAACAACCCACUUCUUAUCCGAUCCAUGGCUACACAAAAACCAACUCCAUCCGCUACCAAAACCGUCACUUCUAAAAAGGCUCCAUCGCCGGUGAAGUUAUUGACAAGAGUGGAGCAAUUGCGGCUGUUAACUAAAGCUGAGAAAGCUGGUUUACUAUCAGCUGCUGAGAAAUCUGGACUAACUCUGUCAACAAUUGAGAGACUUGGUCUUCUUUCGAAAGCCGAAGAAUUGGGGAUUCUUUCUGCAGCUACUGACCCUGCAACCCCAUCUGCACUCUUCAGCUUGAGCUUGGGAUUGCUGGCUGUAGGCCCUGCUUGUGUGUAUCUGGUGCCUGAAGAUUACCCUUGGCAAAUUGUUUUGCAGGUGUUGGUUUCUCUAGUUUCUGUUGUUGGUGGCUCUGCAGCUUUUGGAGCCUCAAAUAUUGUUUCCACUUUGCAGAGAAAUUAAAUCGAAAUGUAAGCUGCAAAAUACCAUCUUUGUUAGAAAAGUUUUCUGAUAGAAUAAAUGUUUUUUUAUUCAGUCCUGAUUUUUUGUUGAUCCCUUGGGAUAACCUGGAUAAGGUUGUGUUUUGUGCUUGACAAAAGCCAUGAACUACUAUAACCUUGAAAUUUAGAUUAAUGCAUCUUGUAAUCUAAUAUAUAUUGUUCUUUCCGGCUAUGCAUUUUAUUCACUAUAAAAUUGGCUAAGGAAUCCUUGACCA
Molecule: messenger RNA, 887 nt
Organism: Lycium ferocissimum
Lineage: Eukaryota; Viridiplantae; Streptophyta; Magnoliopsida; Solanales; Solanaceae
Exons: 2
Coding region: 137-634 (165 amino acids)
Source: RefSeq, a predicted model, not a curated record